Molecule: messenger RNA, 1119 nt
Organism: Trichophyton rubrum CBS 118892
Lineage: Eukaryota; Fungi; Ascomycota; Eurotiomycetes; Onygenales; Arthrodermataceae
Exons: 1
Coding region: 1-1119 (372 amino acids)
Biological process (GO): establishment of sister chromatid cohesion
Cellular component (GO): nucleus
Molecular function (GO): DNA binding; ATP binding; hydrolase activity, acting on acid anhydrides, in phosphorus-containing anhydrides
Source: RefSeq, a predicted model, not a curated record
AUGCGCCGAGUCAUACCCAUAUCCAGUAUACCCCCAGAUUUAGACGACAACUUGAGAGAAGAGAAGAAAGGAAACCCACAGGAUGAAGGAGAAUGGAUAAAGCAUACUCCCCUCGCAUCUAGGAAAACUCUCUGCAUUAACCCUUUCGUCCGGUCUCUGUCUUCUGCCACGGCCAUCAAUGAACGGUGUCUGGAGAUACAACGCCCCAAUGUAGCUGCAGAGCACAAGUGCCCCUAUCUCCCUACCAAGGAUAAUGAGCUCAAGACCUCUCAGUUCCAGGACCAUUUACUCGCUCGAGUUAACGAUAUUGAAGGCCUACCGCCCCUAGGCACCAAGAUGGCCAUAUGCCCGUACUACGCAUCUCGUACGGCCAUGAGAGCUUCUGCCACAGAAGUAGUCACACUGCCCUACCCCCUACUAUUACAACAGUCAGCCCGCGAAGCACUCAACCUCUCAGCCAAGAAUAGUGUCAUCGUUAUCGACGAAGCACAUAACCUCGUUGAUGCAAUUGUCAAUAUUCACUCUGUCACCGUCUCACUAUCGCAGCUGAGGACAGCCCUGGCUCAGAUUACCACGUACGCUAGACGGUUCAAGUCUCGCCUAAAGGGCAGAAAUCGAGAAUACAUUGCCCAGCUUAUCAGGCUGGUUGGAUGUAUGGUCUCAUUCUUGGAUGCUGCUGGGCAGGAUGACAGACCGGAUGCAGAGCUAACGGUGCAGGAUAUCCUUGGUGGUGGAAAGGGAAAGGGAGGUGUGGAUAUGAUCAACCCGCAUAAACUAGGCAUGUACCUGAGAGAAAGCAAGCUUGCUAGAAAGGUAGAUGGAUACAUUGAACAUACAGCCACUCAGGCCAAUGGUGAUGAUGGAGGUGGCAAGAAGGCAGACGGCGGUAUGCCUGUGUUAUUUCAUGUGCAAAGCUUCCUCCUUCCGCUCAUGGACCCUUCGGAUGAAGGACGCCUGUUCUACGAGAAAGUUGGCGGUGAUGUACAGAUGAAAUACCUCUUACUUGAUCCUACUAGCCGAUUCAAGGAGCUUGUCGAAGAUGCAAGAGCAGUUAUACUUGCUGGAGGAACCAUGGAGCCAGUACGUACCCUUGUCGUCCCUGAAAAUGAUCGAUCCUGA